AUGAAUUUCAAGAAGAAUAAAAUGAGUGUACUAGCAAACUCGCUCGGAUUAGCAUCCAUGCUGGUUCCUACGGCAAUUCAUCUGUCAGAUAAAUUGACGGGAACAAACACUAUACUUCAAUUCGUGGCUGCAGUAUCCAGUUCAUCUUUCACGGCAUUCAUGUUGAUUUACUGGAUAGUAAGAAAUUGGUGUGUGAACGUUUCCUCAAACGGAGCAAAGGAGUCUUUUCUAUAUCUUACAUUUAUUGUCCUGUGCAUGACAGGAUUGUUUACAUGUAUAGGAGAAGUAUUUCUAUAUGGUUUAUACAAUUCUAACGUGAAUAUUCUGAAAGUAUUCGCAACAUUCUCUUCUGUUAGUUAUAUAAGAUUUAAGAGUCUGGGACUUCUCCCCCGCCCCGUCUACAGAUGCAGCAGUAUUGGAAAAAUCAUUUCUAUUGGAGCUAUUGUCAUGAUAACCUCUGCAAUUGCGUUCCAUGCAAAAACAGGUAAUGCACUUGUGGUAUCUUGGAGCUUUGUUCUAAGUGGAAUUGCAUUGGUACUCCUCUCAUUAUGGGAAGAAACCAUACCAUCUGAGACAAGAGACUUGUGGGACAUAUCUAAGGCCCAACUCCAAGCCAUUGACUUUAUUCAGUUAAUUUUAUUUACGCUGGCUUACUACUGGCCGGAUAGGUCAAAAUUCUAA
This is a messenger RNA of Encephalitozoon intestinalis ATCC 50506, 681 nucleotides long. RefSeq lists its product as uncharacterized. Lineage: Eukaryota; Fungi; Microsporidia; Unikaryonidae. The record is from RefSeq and is a predicted model, not a curated record. The transcript has a single exon. Bases 1 to 681 code for a protein of 226 amino acids.